Molecule: messenger RNA, 3260 nt
Organism: Bufo gargarizans (Asiatic toad)
Lineage: Eukaryota; Metazoa; Chordata; Amphibia; Anura; Bufonidae
Gene: EPHX2
Product: epoxide hydrolase 2
Exons: 19
Coding region: 55-1737 (560 amino acids)
Biological process (GO): cholesterol homeostasis; phospholipid dephosphorylation
Cellular component (GO): peroxisome
Molecular function (GO): magnesium ion binding; lipid phosphatase activity
Source: RefSeq, a predicted model, not a curated record
CACACGGCAGCCUUAAGUGUCAGCAGCUCUGAGCGGGGAGCAGAGGGCACAGACAUGGCUGCCAAGCGCUUCGUGCUCUUCGACUUGGGCGGGGUGCUGCUCACCCCCGGCCCGCAGGCCGCCUUCCAGAAGCUGGAGAAGACCCUCAAACUACCGGGGGGAUUCGUGUCGAAUGUGUUUGUGAAGAGCGGCUCAGAUGGACCGUUCGCCCAGGCGGAGAGGGGACAGAUCCCGUUCUCUCAGUUUGUUACAGAAAUCAACAAGGAAUGUAAGGUGUUUGCUGAAGAAUCUGGGGUCACCCUUCCCGAGACCUUCUCUGUGGAAUCGGCCUUCCACAGCAUGUUUGAGACUGAUGCAGUCAACAAGCCAUUACUGAACGCCGCCACAUUGCUGAGAAGCCACGGAUUUAAAACCUGCGUGCUCACCAACAACUGGGUGGAUGACAGCCCGAACCGGCAGAGUACCGCUGAAAUGUUCAUUUUUUUGAAGCACCACUUUGACCUGGUCAUUGAAUCCUGCCGCAUCGGAAUGAGGAAACCAGAGACCCAGAUAUAUGAGUACGCCCUGAAGGCGCUGAAAGCCGAGCCUCAAGAGACCAUUUUCCUUGAUGACAUUGGUGCCAACCUGAAACCCGCUCGUGAUAUGGGAAUAUCUACAGUGUUGGUCAGAGACACAGAAAAAGCUUUAAAGGAACUGCAGGACUUGUCUGGUGUGAAGCUACUGGAUGAAGACGAUGUCCUGCCUCCUGCUGCAGACCCUGAUGCCGUCCCCCAUGGAUACGUUACAAUUAAGCCCGGCAUCAAGCUGCAUUAUGUUGAGAUGGGAAACGGGCCGGCUAUCUGCCUUUGUCAUGGCUUUCCAGAGAGCUGGUAUUCGUGGAGGUACCAGUUACCGGCCUUGGCUGCUGCUGGUUACAGAGUUAUAGCACUGGACAUGAAAGGUUAUGGGGAAUCAUCCUCUCCACCUGAGAUAGAAGAAUAUUCCCAGCAACAACUCUGCCAGGACAUGGUUUCUUUCUUGGAUGAGCUGGGUAUUUCACAGGCAACAUUGAUCGGACAUGACUGGGGUGGGGCUUUCGUUUGGAACAUGGCGCUCUUCUAUCCAGAAAGAGUCAAAGCAGUUGCAUCACUUAAUACCCCAUUCUUUGCUGCUAGACCAGAAAUGAAAGCAAGUGAGGGAAUAAAACAGAACCCGAUCUUUGAUUACCAGAUUUAUUUCCAGGAGCCGGGUGUCGCUGAAGCAGAACUAGAGAAAAAUGUGGAAAGAACAUUAAAAAUAUUUUUCCGUGGUCCAGGUGAAAAGGACAAACUUCCAUCUUUCGUUAGUACUGGCGGAGUAUGUAAGAGAGGUGGUCUGUUUGUCGGCCUGCCGGAAGAAAUCCCUCAAAGCAAAAUAAUUAGUAAAGCUGAGCUGGAGUUUUACGUCUCGCAGUUUAAGAAGACUGGUUUCCGGGGUCCAUUAAACUGGUACAGAAACAUGGACCGGAGCUGGGAGUGGGCAGUCAAGGCUCACAACUGGAAGAUAUUAGUUCCAGCUUUGAUGGUGACGGCAGAGAAGGAUGUAGUGUUGCUUCCAGUGAUGACCACCGGCAUGGAGCAGAGGAUUCCAAAUCUGACAAGAGGACAUAUUGAAAACUGUGGACACUGGACUCAGAUGGAGAAACCGGCUGCCUUGAAUGAAAUCCUCAUUAAAUGGCUGGGAGAAGUUCACACACCGUCUUUCCCUUCUAAGCUCUGAGUGUCCCACAUCACAUGAGCCAAAUUCUUGGUCUCGAUCUUCCGCAGAAAAUGUUCCUAAUUCCUUCCUGACACAAUCCAGCGCACUCUAAUUGUCUGCUGGUCAUGCAUCUAAUGCACAAAGCCAUUGUGAUUAACAGGCGAGGCUGGCACAGAUAUUGAAUGUUCGUACCAGUCCCAUUUCAUGAUUAACCCUGAACCUUUUGAUGGAAACGGCAAAUUGUGAAUAAUAAUAAUAAUCUAUACAAUUAAAUAGAAAUUGCAAAGAAAAAGUGCCCUUAAUGGAGUGUAAUGGCACGCGUAACACUGCAGAGUAGAGGGCCGCUGGAUUACGGACUCGUGUCUAAGCUCCAUGUAUUUAUACGGUCACAUAUUAAUGGUGAAAUCUAAUGGCUGCUGUACUUUGUACCAUACAUAGUAAACAUAACGAUGGGAAUGUAGUUAGACUGUGAUUUCUCACACCAGCCUUAACCACAAACUCCACUGACGUAGGACGUGCCAUAACUAUUGAGAGGUAAUAGUUGUGGCACAUCCUUGGGCGUUUUAUACGCCAGAAAGUUAAAUCUAAGCACUAGGGGUACAUUUAUUGACACUGUUCUUAAUAACCCCCCUGUGCUGGCGGUGUAUCCGACGGAGUUGUGAAGAGGAGCAGGACUCUUCAUAACUUCGGCAGAUCCUCCGCCAGUUCUAAAUGUCUUGCAUUUAGACCAUUUUAUACGCCUGAAACAGGUGUAGAAAAUGGUACAUAAGACGAGCCUAUCGGCCUUUCCCCACCCACGGGAAGAAGUCGCACCUGUAAUACGCCUAACAUAGGUGUACUUCAGCCUAAUCAAUGACCCCCCUAAAUUUUAAAAAAAUACUCCAUUAUGGUCGUUAAUGACCUUAUGGGUGUGGCACAGUAUAUACAAUUAUUAAAGUAGCCCACACAGAAAAAAAAGUUAUUACUUUUGAUACAAAAAACUACGAAAAUGUGUCCGGUCUUUGGAUAAAAUUUGUCAUGUGGUUCCUACCCUGAAAUCUCGAAGAUGAUGCUCCUUGGUAGAUGGUGGAGUCCUCUGCCUAGAUUCUUUGGUAUACGGUGUAGAGCACUUUUAGGAUGUACAUUCAAUGUCAGACUCUACCUUGUUUAGUAUUUUCCAGUUUAUUACCUUCAGUGUUUGUUGCUUUUUAGUAUUGCUCCAUUAGAAGUCAGCAUUAGCGACUUCAGCUUAGGUUCACUGCCUGUUGGAGGCACGGUCUGCUGGUAGACAGGGAGGAGGGGGAUGCUGCUGCAAUUUCUCUCCCUCUCUCUGAGACUUAUGCUUUGAGAGUGGAGAGUAACAGAAGCCCUGGUGCUCAAAGCACAUCACACCAGGAAGAGCACAUGGAGGAACAAUAUCGGCAUGUCGACUAUCGAGAUGAAGACACACUUAAAUACUCCAUAGAUAUCUUUCUACAUUUGAUUUAUGGCUACUGAAGACACUAGAUAAUUAGAAUUAUUGUUUUUGGAGUUCAUAAAAAAAAAUACAUUUUUAGGGCAAUGGA